Molecule: messenger RNA, 3963 nt
Organism: Solanum dulcamara
Lineage: Eukaryota; Viridiplantae; Streptophyta; Magnoliopsida; Solanales; Solanaceae
Exons: 3
Coding region: 118-693 (191 amino acids)
Source: RefSeq, a predicted model, not a curated record
UCUACGUCUCUUGGAAAUAUUAUUGGCUUACCAUUUGUUCCUCCAUGCUCUACUAAUUUUGAUCCUAUCCUUUCUUCUACCUUUUCUUCUUCAGCGUCUCUUGCUGCACCAAAUAUUAUGAAUCUCGUUACCAUCAAACUUCAAUCUGUCGAAGACUAUUUGACAUGGAGAACUCAGUUUACCUCUCUUUUGAUUUCUCAUGAUUUACUUGGAUUUGUUGAUGGCUCGUUUUCACCUCCAAGUCAAUUUAUUUGUGAUUCUUCUGGAAAUCAGCAGCCUAAUCCCAACUACCGCUCAUGGAUGCGAGUAGAUCAAAGUGUGAGAUCUUGGAUUUUUGCUACCUUAUCACGUGAGAAUAUACACUCAAAUUUUUCAAGUACAAUUCAUUCAUAUCAAGGGGGUCGCGGCAGGGGUCGUACCUAUUCUCCUAGAGGUCGAGGCCACGGUGGUCGAGGUCGUGGCUCAACUAGCAGGUUUCAACAACAUCAAGGAUCUACGACAAAUAACUUUCCUCGCAACGGCUCUACUAGACAAACCACUACAGUUUUAUUGGCCACCAAGCAUUGCAAUGCUCAAAUCGUUUCAAUCAUGCUUUUGUUGCUAGUGAUCUUCCUAAGUUUUUUGCGACAAUGUCGGUUGGUGAAACAAAUGAUGCUACCUGGUACCUUGACUUGGCUGCCUCUGCUCAUAUGACCCCAUCCGAAGGUAAUUUUUUACAUACAUCCUCUUACAAUGGUUGUGAUCGUGUUUUAGUUGGAGAUGGAGCUUUGCUUGAUAUUAAUAAAAUUGGAUAUUGUCGAAUACCUGCAGCAUUUCGUCCUUUACAUUUAAACUCCACCUUUCAUGUACCUAAUCUUAGUCAUAAUUUAAUUUUAAUUGUUCCGUAAUGUUUGACUCUUUUUCUGCUUCUGUUAAGUACAAAGUCACGGGCCAACCUCUUCUCCAGGCUUCCAGUAAAGGCGACGUUUAUCUUGUGUCCUCUUCAUCUACGCAUUCUUUUCCUCAUCCAUUUGUUGCUUUGCGUCAACCAGGAGAUAUAUGGCACCGUUGACUUGGCCAUCGUGGUGCUUGUGUCCUUGAUAGUCUUAGGAAAAAUAAUUUAAUUAGUUUGCUCAAUUCUUUUAGCAAUAGUCGUGUCUCUUGUCAUCUUGGAAAAUCUCAACGUUUGUCUUUCAAUUUAGUUGAUCAUUGCAGUUCCUCACCUUUAGAAAUUAUUCACUCUGAUGUCUGGCAAUUGCCUAUAUUAUCUAAUUUAGGCUUUCAAUAUUAUGUCAUAUUUGUGGAUGAUUUUUCUCAUUUUACUUGGCUUUAUCCUAUGAAAAAUAAGUAUAAGGUCUUCACACACUUCUGUACUUAUCAAAAAUUGAUUGAAAAUCUUUUUAAUAGUAAUAUCAAAAUCUUUCAAAGUGACGGGGGAGGAGAAUUUGAUAAUAAAUUCAUGCUUUUUCACUUUUCUACCUCAUGCAUUUCCUUUCACAAAUCAUUUUCGGACACUCCUUAAUAGAAUGGGGUUGCUGAAGGAAAACACAAACACACAAUUGAAAUUGUACGAACUAUUCUCACGAGUCAAAACUUCCUUCUCAAUUUUGGGUUGAUGCUGCUUUUUAUGCUGUUUACACUAUUAAUAGGCUACCCACUCCUAUUUUUAAUGAAAUUUCUCCCUCUGAAAAGCUAUUUGGGAAACCUCCAAAUUAUUCAUUUCUCAAAGUAUUCGGAUGUGAGUGUUUUCCGAAUAUAUCUGCUCGUGUUUCUACUAAGCUUGCCCCGCGUUCUAAUCAAUGUGUAUUUUUAGGAUAUGCUCCGAAUUGUAAAAGGUAUCGUUGUCUAUAUCCUAAAACUAGUCGUGUUUAUAUUAGCUGACACACGCUCUUUCAUGAACUAAGACUUUCAUAGUCAGAGCUUGUUAACUCAACUGCUGCGUCCAUCUCUUUUUCUGCUUCUUCCAACCCGCUCGUUGUCAUGUCACCUUUAUAUUCUAUCCCUACUAUCACAUCUUCAUCUCCAAGUUAUAUAACUUCUUCCUCUCCGAUUGUCUCAUCUAUAUCCGACAAUCCUUCUAGUGAAUCAAAUUCUAGUGUUCCUCCCACUUCUUCCAAUCCUCCUAUUUCAUCAACUAGUGUUCCUCAUAUUUUGUCCCCCUCGACUAGUAUGUUACCUUUAAUUAACGAUCUGCCCACAUCCCCCUCUCUUUCCAAUCAUCUAAUGCAAACUCGUUUGAAAUAUAGAAUCACUAAGCCUCUUUAGUUGUUUUCCUUAAAUACGAUUCAUGAAGUUGAACCAUCUUGUUUCUCUCAAGCUGUCAAAAAUUCAAAAUGGCAGCAAGCAAUGGCUGAUGAAUUCAAUGCACUUUUAGAAAACAAAACUUGGCUGUUUGUUCCUUAUAACGAUAAUAUGAACUUGGUUGGUUAUAAAUGGAUGUAUCGUAUCAAAUAUAACUUAGAUGGGUCCAUUAAGCAUUAUAAAGCCUGCCUUGUAGAACAAGGUUUUUACCAACAAUCGGUAUUGAUUAUCAUGAGACUUUUAGUCCUGUUGUUCGGCCAACUACGGUACGUCUUGCUCUUUCUCUUGCUGUUUCUUUUUCUUGGUCAAUUCGACAACUUGAUGUCAAAAAUGUUUUUCUUCAUAGUGUUCUUAAUGAGAAAAUCUUCAUGAAACAACCUCUUGGUUUUACUCAUCCAGAUUAUCCACAUCAUGUUUGCAAAUAAACUAACGCCAUUUAUGGUCUAAAGCAAGCACCACGUUCUUGGUUUCAUCGCUUUAGUACAUUUCUUCUAACCCAAGGUUUUAUUUGUAGUAAAACAGACCCGUCUAUGUUUAUUCAUCGUUCUUCUUUAGGUAUUCUUAUCCUAUUGUUGUAUGUUGAUGAUAUUAUUCUCACUGAUAGUCAUUCACAUCUUCUUGCUCAAUUCAUAGAUCGACUUUCUCAUCAGUUUGCAAUGAAAGAUCUAGGUGAACUUCAUUAUUUUCUUGGUGUUCAUGUUGUCAGCACCUCACAUGGUCUUCGUUUGUCUCAACAAAAAUACAUUGUUCAUCUACUUCUUAAGUUUCAUAUGCAUACAUGCAAGCCUGUUCGUAUUCCUAUUGCAUCUUGCACAUGUAUAUCUCUUGAGGAUGGUAACUUACUUUCGGACCCAAGUGAGUAUCGGAGCAUGGUUGGUUCACUUCAAUAUUUGACAAUGACUCGUUCUGAUAUUGCCUAUGCAGUAAAUAUUGUCUCUCAAUUUAUGAAUGCUCCCCGAACUACUCACAUGCACUGUGUCAAGCGUAUUUUUAGAUAUUUGCAGGAUACACUCACAAAUGAUUUAUUUCUGCGUGCUCUUCAUCCAAUUCUAUUAUCAUUGUCUAUUCUGAUGUCGAUUGGGCUGGUUGUUCGGAUACUCGAAGAUCUACGAUGUACUAUGCAGUAUUCCUGGGCUCAAACCUCAUUUCUUGGCGUGCAAAGAAGCAACCAACUGUUUCUAAGUCUUCCACAGAGGUCGAAUACAGAGCAAUUUCUUACACAGUUGUUGAGACUACUUGGAUUUGUCAUCUUCUCUGUGAGCUUGGAAUUUAUCUUCGUCAACCGGUUCGUGUAUUUUGUGACAAUGUCAGUUAUACAUAUAUAUGUCGAAAUUCGGUGUUCCAUGAUCGCUCCAAGCAUAUUGAUGUUGAUUUUCAUUAUGUUCGUAACAAAGUAUCUAAAGGAAAUCUUGUUGUUAAAUAUAUCCCGACGCGAUUACAAGUUGCUGACAUUUUUACGAAAGGCUUGUCCUCCUCUCAAUUUUGUUUUUCACGUGACAAUCUGUCCGUCACUAUAUCUCGUCCAGAUUGAAGGGGCGUAUUAGGACUCUUAUAUUGAUCAGAUUAAGACUCUUAGGAUUGUCCAUUAUAUUGAUGUAUAAAUAGGACUCGUAGACUUUAUCAUGUACAUCUAGGAUUCUUAUAUCUUUGUAUAAAUAUAUGACAUCGGGCUCUUGAUCAAGA